Messenger RNA from Aureobasidium pullulans EXF-150, 1551 nucleotides. RefSeq lists its product as uncharacterized. The record is from RefSeq and is a predicted model, not a curated record. Lineage: Eukaryota; Fungi; Ascomycota; Dothideomycetes; Dothideales; Saccotheciaceae. Bases 1 to 1551 code for a protein of 516 amino acids. The transcript is spliced from 3 exons.
AUGGAUUCCGCUGCUGCUUUGAACCGCCUGCUUGCGGUGUUGACUGAGCGUGGCAUUGGUCUAGGCUACGAUGAGCUUGGUUGGUUGUUCGAGAGCCCCCAGUAUAAAGACUCUAUGACCUCCUGGGUUCAUGAAUACCUGAGUCCUGCUACUCUUUUAAGCCUCGAGGAACAUGAUCUACACGCACAUAUCCUGCAAACGAACUACAAAGCCACGACUACAGAUGGCAUGCCACAGCCCAUGCAAGAAACUGAUUUCGAAAAUGCCAUCAAUACCUUGGAAGCAAGUACUGCCGCAAUAGAGAAACAAACUGCUAUUCUCGAAGCUCAAAGAAAUGCUUUGAGGAAGCUGCAAGCAAUAAACCAGGAACCCGUCUCGGCAAUUUCUGAAAGCGACGAGAAGAAAUCUAGCCAGGCACGAACGAAAGCCCAGUUGGAUUUGGAAACAAACGAGCUCACCGAGGCGAUUCAACAACGAGUUGGUGUGACUAAGCGUCACGCGGAAUCGAGCCUGACUCUGCUCAAGACCUCAUCCCAGCGUCAGCUUGACAAGGACGAUCGCCUACUUGAUGGACUGCAGAAAGUCAUGUUCAAGCUAGCUCCACUGGAAUCGAGCGAGAAGCAGCUCCCUGAUUUUAAUCUGCUUUCGAACGCACUGGUCAAGCUCGAAGGCAAGAUCAUCAAAGAUCGAACAAAUGCCACAUACAUCGAGACUCUCAAUAGCCUGGCUGGAGAGACAGAUGGGUUCGAGCAUGAGAGUAGCGGACAAGCAGUACAGGAAGCAUAUGCGCUGGCCGAAGAGCUCGAGAGCUUGAUCACAGAAGUGGACUCAGUACUCGAGAUGACCAUUAGCAGGCGAUACCGAGCACCCAUAGUCAAUGCGCUUAAACUCUCCGAUGCGCAAGCCCAACUCGAACAACAGAGCUGGUUAGAAUAUGUUGUGAGAACACUACAUGAGCUGGCUCAAAAGACCGAAGAUCUGGCCUCUUGCACUCAAGAUACUCUAGCCUACACAUCAGCAAUCAGCCAUGUCUCGGAUGCACUGGCCCAAACACUUCCACCACCAAGCCAGCCACCAUCUAGACUCGACCGAAAGCAGUCAGUCAGAGGUCCGUCGCCUAUGAAGAACAUGAACCCAAUACUGCACCGCCAAGGAGUCAAAGAUCCAGCUCUGGAAAUACUGGGUUAUCAUGGCAUUCGUGUCCCAGUCGAGUCUGGAACAGAUGGCGAGGUCGUGUCUCAAGCCCUUCGGUCGGCGAUAUUCGAACGCCAAUCACGUCUGCAUGAUCUGCAGAGGUCGACUGAACAAUCUGUCGCAGCUCAAGUGGCUGAGUCGAUCAACAUGGUAGAUGGAGAAUUACAGAACCUGCUCGGAGUGCUAUACGCUCAUUCGCCAUAUGCGACCGUACAUUUGGCGGACAGCAAAGCGAAAGAUAGACUGGAGAACUUGGAUCACGAGAUCGAGGGCCUGGGUGAUGGUAUUAAGAGGCUGGAUGUUGAUCGAUUGGCGGAGGCUGAGCAAACGAGGCUUUCAGCUGCCCUUGAUGCCUAA